AUGAAACCGCCUCGAGUGCGUGCUCCGAACGCGCGGCUAAUGGAAGCGCGCGGCACUAAUCCAGCGGAACGGAGCCCGUCCAUGAAUAACGGAUGCGCGGGCAUACCGUGUACCGUACCCUCCCGGCUUAUUUACGCCGCCAGGCGCGCGAGCGGCUCGCCCCGCGGCACGCGAAUUAGGCGGUCCGCUCCCACGUACACGCCCGGGGGUGUAAUAUUUUUCGCCCCGGCGCAAAUACAGCGGCACCGCGACGUCACAUGCCGGCCCGAUCUUGAUAAAGGGUUGUGCGCUAUCGCUCACGAAAGAACGCUAACCGAUCGACCGAUAACGCUCGUCUGGCACGGAAAUUUAAGAGUCGAGCGAUUCCAAGAUAGCCUCCUACCGCUUUGGCGUCAUGCGAUGCCGCCAGCUAUGCAAAAGGAC
Molecule: messenger RNA, 423 nt
Organism: Iphiclides podalirius (scarce swallowtail)
Lineage: Eukaryota; Metazoa; Arthropoda; Insecta; Lepidoptera; Papilionidae
Source: the annotation of a GenBank genome assembly